AUGCUGUACCAUGUCGUUACACUGCUUUGUCAAAUCUAUUGCACUGGCCCUCUCCUCCGAGCCGUUCAAGAGAGCCGACUCUUUAGCGAUUCGAAGACUUUCGUUGAUAUGCCAUUGAAAGAGGAUCCGGUGAAAACCCUCAAAGAAUUCGCGCAACUCGGGCCGAAAGCCGCCGCCGAUCCGGUGAUUUUGGCUGGUUUUGUGAAUGCACAUUUUCGACCGCCCGGUCAAGAGUUAAUCGCUUGCCGUCCCGAUGAUUGGUCGGAUUUUCCGCUCUCCUUUUUACGAAUCAAAAACCAUGAGCAACGGCGUUGGGCUCUACACUUGCACAGAACGUGGCGCGAUUUGUGCAGAAGGGUACGCGAUGAAGUCCGACUUCAACCCGAAUUGAACUCUCUCCUCUAUGUUCCGUAUCCGUUCAUCAUUCCCGGUGGACGCUUUCGAGAGUUCUACUAUUGGGACACUUUCUGGAUCGUUCGUGGAUUGUUGGUGUCUGAAAUGCCGGUGACAGCGCAAGGAGUCAUCAGAAAUCUUGCGCACAUGGUCAAACAACAUGGUUUCGUCCCGAAUGGUGGCCGUGUCUACUACUUGACUCGUUCACAGCCACCUCUUCUUGCUCAUAUGGUCUACGAUUAUUUCCUGGCCACCGGGGAUAUUCAGUUUUUGAUUGAAAUGCUAGAUGUCCUCGAGAAAGAGUUCAACUUUUGGAUAAAACACAGAACACUGACAUUAAAAUUUGGAGUAGACACGCAUUCGGUCGGAGAUGAAAACGAGAAAAAUGAGAAGAAAGAAGAAGAGACUUUGGAAGUAUUCCAGUAUCGAGUGAAACAAUUGGUGCCACGACCGGAGAGCUAUCGAGAAGAUAUGCAUUUAGUGGAGGGAGUUGAGGACCCGGCGAAACGCGAAGAAAUUUGGUCCGACAUUGCAGCCGCCGCCGAAACGGGAUGGGAUUUCUCGACGAGGUGGCUUUCUCACAACGAGAGCUCGCGACACUUGCUGAAAACGAUUCGCACUCACCGCAUCAUUCCAGCCGAUCUGAAUGCUUUCAUGUGCGCAAACGCGAGAAUCCUGGCCUCAGUUUAUGAGAUUACAGGAGGUUUUUCCAAAGUUGCCGCUUACAAUCAACGGUAUCGAAGUCUGAAGCGAGCACUCGAGGUGUUACAUUGGAACGCGACCGAAGGAAUUUGGUUCGAUUAUGAUCUCGAUUUGAAGGGCCACUUCCCCAGCUACUACAUCUCGAACGCGAUCCCGUUGUGGACACGGUGUUUCGACGAUGAUGAUAUCCCGAAUAGAGUGCAUUCAUAUCUACAUCGAACCGGUGCUUUCAAUUUCACAAAAGGCUUGCCAACAUCGAUGAUGAUGCUAUCCGAACAGCAAUGGGAUAAGGAAAAUGCCUGGCCACCAAUGGUUCAUAUGGUGAUUGAGGGUUUCCGACUUACGGGUGAUGCGCGUUUGAUGAAGGAGGCGGCUCGUUUGGCUCGAGUAUGGUUAACAGCAUCCUAUCAAUCGUUCAUUCUCACACACGCCAUGUUCGAGAAGUACAACGUUUCCGCGUUUUCCGAUGCAUCCGGGGCGGGUUCGGGUGGUGAAUACGAGGUUCAGACGGGCUUCGGCUGGACAAACGGCGUGAUUCUCGAUCUUCUUGACAAGUUCGCCGAGCAUAAUGCGGGUUCGCCCAUCACUCGAAUCUCAAUAGUACUUUUUGUGACAUUAUUAUGGGUUUUCGUUCGUGUU
This is a messenger RNA of Mesorhabditis belari, 1734 nucleotides long. Lineage: Eukaryota; Metazoa; Nematoda; Chromadorea; Rhabditida; Rhabditidae. The record is from the annotation of a GenBank genome assembly.